UGCCCACUGUUCCCCCCAUCUCGGCCUGGGGGCACCAGUGUCCCCAACCCCGCGGGAAGGUCGCAGGUGGGGGACGUAGCGCGCCCCUCGGUGGUCCUGAGAGCCAGGCCCCGAAUCCCCCCACCCCCUCCACUCGCGACAGCCUCCCAUUGUCCCCGGCGCGAAGGGUCCCCGGGGCCCCCCACUCAGGCCAGCACCCGAGGGAGCCCAUAGGACUCCUUGCGGGCUGGAAGGGGGAUCUGCGAGGCGGGGCGGCGGUGCAGUGGCCCCCAAGUCCGGGCGGUGCAGCUGGUCGCCGGCUCCCAGAGCGCGCAGGCGGGGACAGGGCCUGGGGCGGGGCUUCUCGGCGAUCGGCGCUCUGGGGGCGGGGCCUCGGUGGGGGCGUGGUCUCCGGUGGGCGGGGCGGCGGGGAGCGCAGGCGCCCGGGGAGGCGGAGCGGCCGGGCCAUGAGCCGCCGGGCCCCCCGAGCCGGGCCGCGGUCGGGGCAGCUCCUCGCCGGCGCCCCGGCGCCCCCGGCUCCACCGGACGCCGCCGCGCGCAUCCGCCGGGGGCUGCGAUGGGCCGGGCGCCAUGAGUGGUGUCCCCGCAGCCGCCCCCGGCCCCGACUGGCACCACUUCUGCGAGCUGCAGGCCCGGGCAGCCGCCGCCGACUUCGCGCCCCGAUUCUGCCGCUUCCUGCGUGACCACCCAGCGCUCGACACCCCGGACGCGGGCGCCGCCUUCUCCAGACACUUCGCCGCCAGUUUCCUGGAGGCCUUUGCGGAGGAGGUGCGCCGCGUGCUGGCAGGCGGCGACAUGGAGCCCCUGGCCCCGGCACCCACUGUGGGGCCCCGCGGACACUCGCGCAGCUCCGAGGACCUGUCGGCCCGCGCGCGCGUCCGCAAGGGCUUCUCGCUGCGCAACCUGAGCCUGUGCGUGGCGGGCGGCGUCCGCGACCUGUGGCCCCGCCGCGGCGGCCCCGAGGGCCCGGCCGAGCCCGCCAGAGAGCGCUGGCCCCGCCGCCUGCGCCUGCCCCGCGCCACCUCCUCCAGGGAGCCACCCGAUGUGCAGCGCGAAGGGGCGCUGCGCUUCAUGGUGGCGGACGACGCGGGUGCCAGCGCGGGCCAGUGGCACAAGUGUCGCCUGCUGCUGCGCCGCGUGACCGGGGAGCGCUUCCGCCUCGAAUUCUUCGUGCCUCCCAAGGCCUCGCGGCCCAAGGUCAGCAUCCCACUUGCAGCCAUUGUGGAAGUCCGCACCACUAUGCCACUUGAAAUGCCUGAAAAGGACAACACCUUUGUGCUCAAGGUGGAGAACGGGGCGGAAUACAUUCUGGAGACCAUCGACUCUCUGCAGAAGCACUCCUGGGUGGCCGACAUCCAGGGCUGUGUGGACCCCGGGGACAGCGAGGAUGAGGCAGAGCCCCCAUGCGCCCAGGGCGGCUGCCUGACCAGCAGGGUGGCCUCCUGCAGCUGCGAGAUCCUGACAGAAGCCGCUGAUGGGCCCCGGCCCCCAGAACCCCCGGCCGCGGUGGUGACCGCGCCCCAUGGCCGAGCCCGGGAUGGCGUCGGGGAGACCCCAACCCAUGUACCCCUGGAGACCUUCUUGGAGUCCCUGGACCCCCCGAACAGCGGUGACAGCAACGACCCAGGUGAGGAGGAGCCGGAGCCCCCAGCGGAGGCACGGCUGGAGCUGACUGACUACCCCUGGUUCCACGGCACACUGUCCCGAGUGCGAGCCGCCCAGCUGGUGCUGGUGGGUGGCCCCCGCAGCCAUGGGCUUUUCGUCAUCCGCCAGAGCGAGACGAGGCCUGGGGAGUUCGUCCUCACCUUCAACUUCCAGGGCAAGGCCAAGGACAGGCCCUCCCAGAGGCCUGGCUUGGAGACAGAUACGCCCCUAGUGGCGCCUGGGCUGCCCACUGAACGUCCCGCCAUGUCCCCCCAGCACCUGCGGCUGUCGCUCAACGGCCAGGGCCGCUGCCACGUGCAGCACCUGUGGUUCCAGUCGGUGCUGGACAUGCUGCGCCACUUCCACACGCACCCCAUCCCCCUGGAGUCGGGGGGCACCGCCGACAUCACCCUGCGCAGCUACGUGUGUGCCCCCGGCCCCCCACCCGACCCCGGCCCCCCACCCGGCGCCGCGCCCCCAGCCUGUUGGAGCGAGCUGGCCGGCCAGCACUACUUCUCCAGCCUGGCCGCCUGCCCACCCGCCUCGCCCUCGGACCCGGGCGGCGCCUCGUCCUCCUCCACCUCCACCUCCUCAUCGUCGGCAUCCUCGGCCCCCGGGCCCCCGCGCGCCCCCGACGGGCCCCUGGGUGCGCGCAGCCGCAGCAACAGCGCCCAGCGCCUCCUGGAGGUGGGGGGCCCUGAAGAGCCCCCCGAGACCAGGCCCGGGGAGGCCGCCAGGGGGCACACACGUGCGGUGGAGAACCAGUACUCCUUCUACUAAGAAGGGGUCCCACAUCCCAGGAUCCUCCCACCCUAGGGGUCCCCCAAUGCCCAACACAGGGACCCUCAUGCACGGGGAUCCCCACACCCUGGGGCUCCCUCCAAACCGGAGGACCCUCAUGCCCAGGGUUCCCACAUCCCGGGGUCCUCCCCCAGCCUGGAGUCUCCCCCACCCCUGGGGGACCCCAGUGUCCACCCCAGGGACCCUCAUGCUGGGGGCCCCCAUACCCCAGGGUCUUCCCCCACCCCAGGGACCCUCAUGCCCAGGGGUCGCCAAACCCGGGGUCUCUGCCACCCUGGGGGUCCCCACUCCCCGGCCCUGAGGCGCAGCCCCCCACCUGUCCAUCCACCCCGCUCUGUGCUGGGCGGGAACGCAACGCUCUUCAGUGAAGACAUAAAUGUUAUUAAAAGGGCCUGUUUUAGGGACUGCA
Molecule: messenger RNA, 2854 nt
Organism: Erinaceus europaeus (western European hedgehog)
Lineage: Eukaryota; Metazoa; Chordata; Mammalia; Eulipotyphla; Erinaceidae
Gene: SH2B2
Product: SH2B adaptor protein 2
Exons: 9
Coding region: 571-2424 (617 amino acids)
Biological process (GO): intracellular signal transduction; antigen receptor-mediated signaling pathway
Cellular component (GO): plasma membrane
Molecular function (GO): transmembrane receptor protein tyrosine kinase adaptor activity
Source: RefSeq, a predicted model, not a curated record